This is a messenger RNA of Eurypyga helias (sunbittern), 1093 nucleotides long. RefSeq names its product protein EFR3 homolog B-like. The record is from RefSeq and is a predicted model, not a curated record. The transcript is spliced from 11 exons. Gene Ontology annotation, cellular component: plasma membrane. The annotation marks the transcript as partial. NCBI's taxonomy places the organism in Eukaryota, Metazoa, Chordata, Aves, Eurypygiformes, Eurypygidae. Gene Ontology annotation, biological process: protein localization to plasma membrane.
GGAAAACCGGAAUCGGCUGACACAGAUAAUGCUUCUCAAGUCCCUCCUCCAGGUCUCUAUGGGCUUCCAGUGCAGUAACAUGCUGACGGCACUUCCCAGCGCCUUCCUGGACAGACUGCUCUCUGCAGCCCUCAUGGAGGAUGCUGAGAUCCGCCUCUUCGUCCUGGAGAUUCUCAUCAGCUUUAUUGAUCGCCAUGGGAACCGGCAGAAGUUUUCCGCCAUCAGCACCAUCAGUGACAUCUCAGUUCUGAAGCUGAAAGUGGACAAAUGCUCGCGCCAAGAUACUGUCUUCAUGAAGAAGCAUGGCCAGCAGCUCUACCGGCACAUCUACCUGAUAUGCAAGGAGGAGAGCAACGUGCAGGCUCACUACGAGGCGCUCUACAGCAUGCUGAUGCUCAUCAGCAUCGAGCUGGCUAACGAGGAGGUCGUGGUGGACCUCAUCCGCCUGGUGCUGGCAGUGCAGGAGAUCGCCCAGCUCAACGAGGAUAACUUGACAGCCUACAACCGCUGCGCGCUGUUUGCUCUCGGCGCAGCUUACCUGAACCUCAUCAGCCAGCUCACCACCGUGCCCACCUUCUGCCAGCACAUCCACGAGGUCAUCCAGAUGCGACAGAAGGAAGCUCCCUAUCUGCUCCCUGAAGAUGUUUUUGUGGAGAGGCCCAGGUUGAGCAAGAGUCUUGACCGCCUGGGCCCGGAGGUCUUCUUCUGGCAGAGCAAGAUCAGCGAGGUGUUGGGCGGCAGCGGCUACAACUCGGAUCGGCUCAGCACACCCUACAUCCCCCAGCUGACAGAUGAAGAUCGCUUGUCCAAAAGGAAGAGCAUUGGUGAGACCAUUUCCCUGCAGGUUGAGGUGGAGUCAAGAAACAGUCCUGAGCGAGAGCAGCGAGCGCCAGCAGAAGAGAUCACGUAUGAGACGCUGAAGAAGGCGAUAGUAGACAGCGUCGCCGUGGAGGAGCAGGAGCGGGAGCGGAGGCGACAAGUGGUGGAGAAAUUUCAGAAAGCCCCGUUUGAGGAGAUCGCUGCCCACUGCGGCGCCCGGGCGACGCUGCUGCAGAGCAAGCUCAACCAGAUCUUUGAGAUCACCAUACGGUGA